CACUGUAGCUAUUUGUUUUGGUUCUCCAUCCGUCAUCAGCUGUGUUUUCGAAAUCUUUUGCAUAAAAUUUCCGAUUUAUUCAUAAAUUCUACGGAAUAAACCCCAGAAACAAGCCCAUCAUGGCCAGUUCGAAUCUCCCGCCGACCUACGCAGAGGUGAUGGCCGAAAAUACCCAACAAAUGGGACAAGAUUCAGCGGCCGUGAUCACGGUGGCUCCAUCGGCUCCUUAUCCACAGCAAGCUUACUACCCGAGUCCGUAUCCAAAUGUACCGGCCCAACCGAUGCCAAACUACGGUUCGAUGGAUUCUUCGGCGGCAAAGGUUCCCCUUCCGAUUGUAGUGCCGCCAAGUGGACCGAGUGGAGGUCCUGGAGGUUCUGGUAUUGCCGCUACCACCACCACGCAUGUGGUGAUUCCCCAGGAAAUCAUUGUGGUUGGUGGAUGUCCAGCUUGUCGGAUUGGCAUGCUGGAGGAUGAUUACACUUGUUGCGGAAUCUGUUGCGCGAUUUUCUUCUUCCCAGUCGGAAUACUGUGCUGUCUGGCCAUGAAGAAUCGUCGCUGCACCAACUGUGGGGCUCAGUUCUAGAGGGAGAGGGUUUAGGGAUACGAUCCGCGUAAAGUGAUCUGAUUAAUCGUGUUACCGAGCUAAUGGACGGAGAGUUAUACGACAGAGCUGUCGAGAGGACCGCUUCGAGUAUACAACAUUCGGGUAUGUAUUACCGGAUAUUUAGGAUAGGCCAAAAAUCUCUAUGUUACACUACAAUGUAAAAUAAAAUUAGUUAAAA
Molecule: messenger RNA, 783 nt
Organism: Aedes aegypti (yellow fever mosquito)
Lineage: Eukaryota; Metazoa; Arthropoda; Insecta; Diptera; Culicidae
Product: brain protein I3
Exons: 2
Coding region: 120-584 (154 amino acids)
Source: RefSeq, a predicted model, not a curated record